Molecule: messenger RNA, 1834 nt
Organism: Limanda limanda (common dab)
Lineage: Eukaryota; Metazoa; Chordata; Actinopteri; Pleuronectiformes; Pleuronectidae
Gene: serpinf2a
Product: serpin peptidase inhibitor, clade F (alpha-2 antiplasmin, pigment epithelium derived factor), member 2a
Biological process (GO): negative regulation of endopeptidase activity
Molecular function (GO): serine-type endopeptidase inhibitor activity
Source: RefSeq, a predicted model, not a curated record
AUGAAGAAGAAGAAGAAGAAGGUGAAGAUCAGAGAAGAAGGUUGUGUGGUAAAGCAGCGUCGUCUUCUUCUUCUUCUCUUGUCCUUUCCGUGCUGCUGUGGACUGACAGACGAUCCCAGUGCAGCAGCUCCAGAUGUUUCCGGUCCUGUAGCUGGAGAGGAGACGGAUCACAGCUGUGAUGGAAAUCAGGAGUUCAGCCCCGAGCAACAGAGGGCUCUAGGUGGCGCUAUAGAGCGACUGGGUUUACGGCUUCUGGAAAACCUUCCUGUUGGUCCACAGCAGCCGAACGUCCUCCUGUCCCCUCUCAGCUCUUUGUUCCAUUAAAAUGUUCACUCAGGUUCUCGUAACGAGACGGAGAAGCUGCUGCUGACGAGCCUCGAGGCCAACUCUCUACCCUGUUACCAUCACGUCCUGGGAAGCCUGGUCCCUCGCCUCGGCCACGCCUCCCUGGACCUGGCCUCACGCAUGUACCUGCGACCAGGGUUUGAGGUGAAGCUGCCGUUUGUGUUGGACUCUCUGGCCAGGUAUCAGUUCCAACCUGUUCCUCUGGUCUCUGUAGACGAGGUCAACCAGUGGCUGGAGAACGCCACCGCUGGUCACAUGCCCGACUUCCUGGAGAGUGUUCCACACGACGUGGUGCUCAUGCUGAUCAAUGCUGUUUACUUUAAAGGGGACUGGCAGACUCGAUUUGACCCCCAAGUGACCUCGAAGGGAGUCUUCUACCUGGACGGCCAGAACUCGGUGUCAGUGGACAUGAUGAAGUCUGCUCAGUGUCCUCUCCGCCUCCUGGAAGAACUCUCUUUGCUCUCUCUUGUGCAGGUUGCCAGUUUUCCCUUCAAGUGAAAUACCAGCUUCCUAAUCGUCCUGCCUGUUCCAGGGAGGGACAACGUGUCCUCUGUGCUUCCCAGACUGAACAUCUCAGACCUCUAUAGACGUCUACCUCAGGAAACCAUGCAGGUCAACUUACCAAAGGUGAAGCUGCACUACCACCAUGAUCUCCAGGAGGCGCUGACCAGACUGGACCUGGGUUCUCUGUUCUCAGGACCCGACCUGUCGGGGGGGCGACCGGCCCCUGAAGGGGACGUGUCCUCCGCCGCCGCCACGGCUGUGACCUCCAUGCGCUCCGUCUCCAUCUUCUCAGUCAACUCGCCCUUCCUCUUCGCCCUCGUGGACGAUGCCUCCCUGGUGCCGCUCUUCAUGGGCAUUGUCACAAACCCCGCCCCCAACAAAGACGCCAUGCUCAAAGAUGAUCCUCACAGCAACAGCUCCAUGAGCGACCAGCCGGUGUCCGGGGAAGAGACAGAAACAGCAACAGGAUGCUGCAGCGCCCCCGCUGGUGACUAACAACAACUGCAGAGUGUAAAUGGACUGGAGGACAUCGGGCAGAAGACGCCACGAGACAACGAAACCUGCUCCAAACCAGUCGCCGCGGCAACCAAAUUGAAAUGUUGGUCGUCAAUAGUUUGACCUUUUGUUGUGUUUGUUGCUGAGGGUUCGAUGCUCAGACUGAAGUCUCUACAUGAAGCAGCUAGUUAAUUAAACUUAGCAUAAAACUAGAAAUCUUGUUUAUUAAUUCUCAUCUAAUCUAUGAAAGAGAAUGUUGAGCUCGUUUCCCAAAGGGUCGGAUGUUUGGUUCUAGGUCCGUUCAGAUCCCCUGGGUCCGGUGUGGGUCAACAUGCAUUGUGUUAUUAAAGUGGGGAAAUUCAAAUGCAGCAACAUUACUGUGAUCAGCAAGUUUUGUAUGAAGAGUUCAACAUUGGAAAGUUCAGACAGUGACACACGUUAGUAACGACCACUUUCACCUCUGGAAUCAUUCUGCUCCAAAUUAAACUCA